Messenger RNA from Talaromyces marneffei, 942 nucleotides. RefSeq lists its product as uncharacterized. The record is from RefSeq and is a predicted model, not a curated record. NCBI's taxonomy places the organism in Eukaryota, Fungi, Ascomycota, Eurotiomycetes, Eurotiales, Trichocomaceae. The transcript has a single exon. Gene Ontology annotation, cellular component: mitochondrion. The coding region runs from base 1 to 942 and encodes 313 amino acids. Gene Ontology annotation, molecular function: nucleic acid binding.
AUGGUGCUAUAUACAGCAUCAUGGAGACUACCAACAAGAAGAAGAUUCAUUCGCUCAUUCUCUUGUAGUCGUAUUUCUCACGACAUAAGUCCGUUCGCUCGCCACCUUCUCAACAUCCCCAAAGCUCCGCCAUCGCAAAACCACCAUGAUUUACCUUCCUUCUUUGCAUAUGCAAAACAGACCGCUCUACCGGAAAGCACUACUACCUACGUCGGCACAAAAUACGAAUAUACCGUACAGUCUACUCUGCGCCGUUUCGCGUUUGAUCUAGAACGAAUCGGUGGUCGGGAUGAUGCCGGUAUAGAUCUUGUGGGCACAUGGCAUGUCCCAGGCCGAGAGCUCGCACCGUUUCGAGUCAUCGUUCAAUGUAAGGCGCUAAAGACGAAGCUCGGACCGAAUCUCGUCAGGGAAUUGGAAGGCGCAUUUCGGCAUUCACCUGUGGGGUGGCGGACGAGUGAAAAGGUUGCUAUACUGGUUAGUCCGAGAGAAGCCACGAAGGGGGUUAGGGAUACUUUGACACGAAGCUCUUACCCGCUUUUUUGGAUGAUGAUGGAGAGUGAUGGAUCAUUGAAGCAGGUUCUUUGGAAUUCAAAGGUGGAGGAGCUGGGUUUGGCGCCGUUGGGGGUGGAGACGAGGUAUUCCCAGGUUGCGGAUAAUGCAUCUGUUGAUCGACCGCGUCCGGAUGUUGGUCUGACGUGGGGUGGAAGUGAUAUCCCAGAUAUGAACUGUGUCGAGGAAAAAAUAUCGCAGAAGGAAGCCGAAUGGCUGUCUACUUGGGGUUGUCAGGGCUUGCCGGAGACACAGCGAUAUGAACUGCUCACAGUACUGGAGAACUCGUAUCCUGAAAUGGCACGAGAAAUACUCCAUGGCAGUGUCAUUGAAGAUUCCGAUGCAAAGAAAGCGCAGAUAUUACAGCUGCUAAAAGAUAAGUUCAAAUAUUAA